GGUUCCCCUCCGAAGUCCUCCUCGUAGUCGUCGCCCUCCUAGUGGUAACCGGAGUCUGGGCACGGCGGGCAAUCGCCGUGAGGAAGCCCCCACCCUCUGGCUCACACUUGGCGUGUGGAGCCUGCGUGUAAAAAGUGCGUGUGAGCGUUUGUGGCCGUAACGAGGCGGGUGUGUGUGCGGUGAUGAAGCCGUGACAGGUGCAAGAUGUGGGACCCAUUGGCUCUGAUGUGAGCAACACUUUCUUUGGACUGUGAAUUUCUUCUAAAGAGGAAACAAGAAGAGGACUAAUAAAUACUCUGAAUUCUUAAAAAAAAAGAAAGCCAUGGCCCAUGGGUUGGUGAUGUUCAAAGAUGUGGCUAUAGAUGUCUCUCAGGAGGAAUGGGAAUGCCUGAGCCCUGCGCAGAGGAAUUUGUACAAAGAUGUGAUGUUGGAGAACUAUAGCAACCUGGUUUCACUGGGACUUUCUGUUUCUAAGCCAGCUGUGAUCACUUCACUGGAGCAAGGGAAGGAGCCCUGGAUGGUUUUGAGGGAGGUGACAGGAGAACGGUGCCCAGAUUUGGUGUCCAAGUGUGAGCCCAAGAAGUUAUCUCCAAAAAGAAACAUUUAUGAGACAGAAUCAUCCCAGUGGGUUAUCACAGACCCAUUUAAAAACCAUAGUCCUGAGAAAUCCAUUUUCAGAGACAUUGAGGCAUGCAAAAAUCAGUUUCAGAGACAACAGGGAAGACAGGAGGGCUAUUUCAGGCAAUUUGUUAUCAACCAUGAACACAUGCCUGUUUUUAGCCAACAUAUUUUGUUCACUCAGGAAUUUUAUAAUAGACAGAAAAUCUCUGAAUGUAAAGAAUGCAGGAAAAACUUCAGUUACCAUUUAUUCUUUAGUCAUCACAAAGCUCAUUCUAAAGAAAAACUCUCUGACUGUAAGGAAUAUGCAGAAACUGUUGAUACAUCAUACCUUACUAAACAGAGAAUUCAAAAUAGUAACAAGUGCAAUGAAUGUAAGGAAUGUUGGAAGGCCCUUAUUCGUUAUUCACAACUUAAACAACAUUUGAGAAUUCAUAAUGGUGAAAAAUGUAAAGUAUGUGGCAAGGUCUUUAAUUAUGGCUCAGAACUUAUUCUACAUCAGAGAAUUCACACUGGUGAGAAACCCGAUGGACGUAAGGAAUGUGGGAAGUCCUUUAUGCAGCUGUCACAACUUAUUCAACAUCAAGGACUUCACACUGGUGAGAAACCCUAUGAAUGUAAACAAUGUGGCAGGGCUUUUAUUUGUGGCUUUCAACUUACUGAACAUCUGCCACUCCAUACUGGUAAGAAACUCUUUGACUGUAAAGAAUGUGAAAAGACUUUCAGGCAUCGAUCACCCAUUACCAUACAUCAGAGACUUCAUACUCACAAGAAACCUUAUGAGUGUAAAGAAUGUGGGAAGGCCUUUAAUUAUGGUUCAGAACUUAUUCUACAUCAGAGAAUUCACACUGGUGAGAAACCCUAUGAAUGUAAGGAAUGUGGGAAGGCAUUUAGGCAACGAUCACAGCUUACUCAACAUCAAAGACUUCACACUGGUGAAAAACCCUAUGAAUGUAAGCAAUGUGGGAAGGCUUUUAUUCGUGGCUUUCAACUUACUGAACAUCUGAGACUCCAUACUGGUGAGAAACCCUAUGAAUGUAAAGAAUGUGGAAAGACUUUCAGGCAUCGAUCACACCUUACAAUACAUCAGAGAAUUCAUACCGGUGAGAAACCCUAUGAAUGUAAAGAAUGUGGAAAGGCCUUUAGUUAUCAUUCAAGCUUCUCUCACCAUCAGAAAAUUCAUUCUGGCAAAAAACCUUAUGAAUGUAGUGAAUGUGGGAAGGCCUUUUGUGACAGCUUACAACUUACUCUACAUCAGAGGAUUCAUACUGGUGAGAAACCCUAUGAGUGUAAGGAAUGUGGAAAGACUUUUAGACAGUGCUCACACCUCAGAAGACAUCAGAGAAUUCACACUGGUGAGAAACCUCAUGAAUGUGUGAUAUGUGGUAAAGCCUUUAGACUUCAUUCACACCUUAUUCAACAUCAGAGAAUUCAUACUGGUGAGAAGCCCUUUGAAUGUAAGGAAUGUGGAAAGGCCUUUAGCUAUCAUUCAAGCUUCUCACACCAUCAAAGAAUUCAUUCUGGGAAGAAACCAUAUGAAUGUGGGAAGGCCAUUAAUCAUGGCUUACAAUUUAACCUACGUCAGACAUUUCAUACUGUUGAAACACCAGUACGUUUUCUUCUCCCCACAUCCUAGUCUAGCAUCAGAAAAUUCUUUUUGGAAACAUACAUUUCCUUUUUUUCUUCAAGGAAAAUGUUGGUAAAAUACUGGGUUUCAUUAGUAUUGAUUUAGUUUAGUAAUCUUUUACUCUUUUUUUUAAGUGGGAAAAUGAAGUUAUUAAAAGGAAAAAAACAAUGCUCUGGUUUUGAUGCUGAUUCUGAGUUAUUGUAAUUAUCAGUAUUGGAAGUAAAUUUUAUAAAACUGUGUUUUCACUGAAACCAGUGAAGUGGGGAGGAAAUAAAAUGAAAACAAUUUCUUCCUCUCCUACAAAUCCCUGAAAAAACCUGUAUGUAUGUGUUGCUUCUUUCUUCAUGAUCAAACAUAUCUGCACAUUGCAUUAUGUUUUGCAUGUGUGUGAAAGCUUUUACCCUCUGUAGUGACAUAUUUCGUGACAUUUGCCUUUUUCAUUUAAAUAAUUGUGGACAUUUUCCCAGGUCAAUACAUACAGAUCUGACUCAUUCUUUUCAAGUUUCAGAAUAUUUCUAGUAUGGGAUGUAGGCCAGUAUUUUGAACCAUCUCCUACUGUAGACAUUUAAUUGUUUCUACUUUUUCACCAGAAAUGAUGGUGUAAUAAACAUUCUUACAUUGUCAUAUUUCUAUUGGUAAAUUCCCAAUCAUGAGAGUGUGUGUAUGUUUUGAUAUAUUAAUUUUAUAGUUGAAAAUAUUAGGAAAUAAAAGCAAUACUAUAAAAUUCAAAAAUUACCCAAAAUAGGGCUUCCCUGGUGGCUCAGUGGUAAAGAAUCUGCCUGCCAAUGCAGGACACAUGGGUUUGAUUCCUAAUCUGGGAAGAUCCCACAUGCUGCAGAGCAACAAAACCCAUCUGCCACAAUUACUGAGCCUGUGCUCUAGAGCCUGAGAUCUGCAACUACUGAGUCCAUGUGCUGAAACUACUGAAGCCUGUAAGCCUAGAGCCUGCUGCAACAAGAGAAGCCACUACUCACUUCAACUAGAGAAAGCCCACUUGCAACAAUGAAAAUCCAGGGCAACCAAUAACAAAUAUAUUAAAAAAAAUAUUCAAGGCAUCCCUGGUGGCUCAUGGUUAACAAUCUGCCUGCCAAUGUAGGAGACACAGAUUCGAUCCCUGAUUGGGAAGAUCCCACAUGCCAUGGAGCAACUAAGCCCAUAUGUCAUAACUAUUGAGCCUGUGCCCUAGAGCCCGGGAGGCACAGCUACUGAAGCCCACUUUGCCUAGAGCCCGUGCUCUGAACAAGAGAAGCCACCACAAUGUGAAGCCCACACAUCAAACCUAGAGAGUAGCCCCUGCUCACUGUAACUAGGGAAAAGCCCACACAGAAAUAAAGACCAAGUAUAGACAAAAAUAAACAAAAUUAUUUUUUAAUUACCCAAAAUAAUGUGAAAAGU
This is a messenger RNA of Dama dama (fallow deer), 3640 nucleotides long. RefSeq names its product zinc finger protein 461 (gene ZNF461). The transcript is spliced from 5 exons. NCBI's taxonomy places the organism in Eukaryota, Metazoa, Chordata, Mammalia, Artiodactyla, Cervidae. The coding region runs from base 323 to 2254 and encodes 643 amino acids. The record is from RefSeq and is a predicted model, not a curated record. Gene Ontology annotation, biological process: regulation of cytokine production; negative regulation of transcription by RNA polymerase II; regulation of immune system process.